Molecule: messenger RNA, 1728 nt
Organism: Anthostomella pinea
Lineage: Eukaryota; Fungi; Ascomycota; Sordariomycetes; Xylariales; Xylariaceae
Source: the annotation of a GenBank genome assembly
AUGAGACGUGCUUCGUUUGUGAGGAUCACCGGUCCUCCGACGGGCAACGAACCUGUACCGCCUCCGCCAUUUCCGAGGUGGCAGAUGCUAGUCCUGGCGAUGUGCCGAAUAUGCGAACCGAUUGCUUUCAUGGGAAUCUUCCCAUACAUUUACUUCAUGAUCGAGGACUUUAACAUCACCGACGACAAGAGCAGAAUCUCGUUCUAUGCCGGCAUGGUUACCUCGGCAUUCACUUUUGCAGAAUUCUCGACCGGUAUCCUGUGGGGACGACUGAGCGACAAAAUCGGAAGGAAGCCGGUCCUACUCACAGGCCUGAUUGGAACUGCCAUCAGCGUUGUGAUAUUUGGAUUCGCCCGUAACAUUUGGGUCGCCCUCUUCGCUCGAGCAGUCGGCGGUCUACUGAACGGGAAUAUGGGCGUGCUGCAAACAACAGUGGCAGAACUGGUGACCGUCAAGGAACAUCAACCCCGGGCCUACACCCUCAUGCCGGUGGUGUGGUGUUUAGGAUCUAUCGUCGGGCCUAUGAUCGGCGGUGCCCUUGCACGACCAUGCAUCAGCUACCCGAGCCUAUUCUCACCAGGCACCAUCUGGGAUCGCUAUCCCUAUCUCCUUCCAAACCUCUUCAGCGCAUUCAUCGUGCUGAUCGGGGUUGUCAAUGGAAUUUUGUUUCUCGAGGAGACGCAUGCGGAGAAGAAACACGUACCAGACCGGGGACUCGAGAUGGGCAAAUGGAUCAUGUCCGGGCUGCCCAGCUUCCGAAAAUGCGCCGCGCCACGAGACGAGAAGACCAAGAUGGCCGAGGCCGAGUCUGACGAAUUACAGCCGCUCAUUGAUCAUGACGAACAAUUGCCAGGUUACCGGACGAACGAAAACUCGCCAGAAAACUCGCCCCGCCUGAGAUCUGCAUCCGCUGCUUCAAUUUCACGAGACACAUUAGACCUAGCAGAAGGCCGUAAGAAUGCCGGUGUGGGAAUAACUAAGAUCUUCACUCGGCCGGUGGUACUCAACAUCAUCUCGUUUGGCAUUUUAGCUUUUCACACGAUGACUUUCGAUCAACUCUGGCCCAUAUUCCUGAGCACAGAGCCGCCGAAACAUGAGAUGCCAACAUCACUACCUUUCAAGUUCGUCGACGGGUUCAAUCUUGACAGCAAAACUGUUGGCAUCAUCCUCAGUCUACAGGGAGCUUACCAACUGUCGAUCAACAUGUUUCUCAUUCCACCGGUUCUGAAACGUGUAGGCCCACUGCGCCUGUUCCGAUUUCUGAUCGUUGGAUACUUCCUACUCUACGUGAUCACCCCUUAUCUGGUCCUGCUGCCCGAGAAGUAUCGAACGGUCGGAGUGGCUUUCAUCUUGGUCUGGAAGUGCACAUUUGCGAGCAUGGCAUACCCGAGCAAUGCGAUCUUGACGGCCAAUUCAGCGCCGAGUCACCUUGCCCUUGGCACCAUUAAUGGCGUCGCAGCCUCGACGGCCAGCUUGUGCCGUGCUUUCGGACCGACGCUGGCAGGCAUUCUCUACUCUGUCGGCCUCAAGUCUGGUUACUCGGGCCUCGCUUGGUGGUGCAGUGCUUUGGUCGCCAUUGGUGGCGCCGUCGUCGGACUCCAGAUCCGGGAACCCUCAUCAAGCACCCCUGCCGACAAGCCGGACAUUAACCCCGACAACGACGUGGAAGCCGGGCAGCCGCUGAUGACACAGGUCACUGCGCGAGAAAUGGCCUCGGCCGCAGAUUGA